AUGACCCUGACAGAAUUCUUCCGUUUGGGAGCUGCACCUGUCGAUCCGGAAGAAGCUCGCUUGCUAAAGAAGAGGUUCGGACGGUUCACAUUGAUCGGCGACCAGCUCUACAAGAGAGCCUUCUCCCGGCUACUUCUCAACUGUGUCGGAUCGGAGGACGUCGAAUACAUCCUGAAGGAGGUGCACCAAGGGUCUUGCGGAGGCUAUGACAUCCAACAAGCCUUCACUUCGGUGGCCUACCCUCAGGGCAACGGGCAAGCUGAAGUCGUCAAUCAGAAGAUUAUCAGAGUCUUGCUCGCUCAGCUGGACCACAUGGGAGGUAACUGGGUCGACGAGCUCCCUAGUGUGUUAUGGGCUCUCUGCACGACUCCGAAAGAGGUGACUGACGUAACCCCAUUCCAGUUGAUGUACGACAGUGAAGUAGUUGUCCCCGUGGAGGUCGGAGUAGAAUCUGAUCGGGUACAACACUACGACGAUGAGAAUGCCGAACGGAGGAUGAUGGAGCUUGAAUUGGUGGAUGAAGCAAGGGCGAAAGCCGCUGCUCGGCUAACGACAUACCGGCAGUGGAUAAAGUAG
Molecule: messenger RNA, 576 nt
Organism: Zingiber officinale
Lineage: Eukaryota; Viridiplantae; Streptophyta; Magnoliopsida; Zingiberales; Zingiberaceae
Exons: 2
Coding region: 1-576 (191 amino acids)
Molecular function (GO): nucleic acid binding
Source: RefSeq, a predicted model, not a curated record